Messenger RNA from Erinaceus europaeus (western European hedgehog), 5429 nucleotides. It is a transcript of the gene MTX3, whose product is annotated as metaxin 3. Gene Ontology annotation, cellular component: SAM complex. The transcript has 9 exons. Gene Ontology annotation, biological process: mitochondrion organization. The coding region runs from base 143 to 970 and encodes 275 amino acids. The record is from RefSeq and is a predicted model, not a curated record. Lineage: Eukaryota; Metazoa; Chordata; Mammalia; Eulipotyphla; Erinaceidae.
AAAGGUCGGCUCCGGCAAGAUGGCGGCCCCCUUGGAGCUCAGCUGCUGGGGAGGAGGCUGGGGGCUCCCGUCGGUGCACGGCGAGUCCCUAGUGGUGAUGCAUUGCUUCUGGUGAAAUCUGUGGAAUUGCAUAAAAAGUAAGAUGAAAAUACUCCGGCCACCCCUCCACGCCUGUGCCAUUGGAGAUGUACCAGUUUUGACAACUGAAGACAACAUUGUUUCUCAGCCAACAAAAAUACUUAACUUUUUAAAAAAACAGAAAUAUAAUGCUGAUUAUGAACUCUCAGCAAAACAAGGGGCAGAUACGCUGGCUUACAUUGCUCUCCUCGAAGAGAAGCUUCUACCUGCAGUGCUUCAUACAUUCUGGGUUGAGAGCGACAAUUACUUCACUGUGACAAAGCCAUGGUUUGCCUCACGAAUUCCUUUCCCCCUGAGUUUGAUCCUGCCUGGAAGAAUGUCUAAAGGAGCACUGAAUAGGAUUCUUCUGACCAGAGGAGAACCUCCCCUCUACCACCUCCAAGAAGUGGAAGCACAGAUAUACAGAGAUGCCAAGGAAUGCUUAAAUCUUCUGUCACACAGAUUGGGAACAUCUCAGUUUUUCUUUGGAGAUAGGCCUUCUACCUUGGAUGCCUAUGUAUUUGGUUUUAUCGCUCCUCUUUAUAAAGUACGUUUUCCAAAAGUUCAGCUACAAGGACAUCUGAAACAGCUCUCCAACUUGUGUCGCUUCUGUGAUGACAUCUUAAACAGUUAUUUUAAGCGUAAUAUUGGAGGCUUUUCUCCUGCGGGACAAGAAGCAGUAGACGCAAACCUGCAGAAACUCACGCAGCUUGUGAACAAGGAAUCCAACUUGAUCGAAAAGAUGGAUGACAGUCUUCGCCAAAGCCCUCAGCUUCCUCCACGGAAACUGCCAACACUCAAACUGACUCCCGCCGAAGAAGAAGAUAAUUCUUUACGACGACUGUCACCCUGACAUUCAUUAUGCUUUCUGUCCAGAAAGAAAAACAGGGGUGCUGUAGUACAGGAAUCUCUUACAGUACGUACCAUUCACGGGCAUGAAGAGGACUUCGAAGAAACUCUCUAGGACAGAUUGUUUUUCAUUAGGAUGCCUGUAUUUUAUCUUGGCAAUGCACUUUAAAUCACAUCAAAAUGAAUGCUAAAUGGACUUGAAAAAGAAAACACAUUAUAUAUAAUAUAUAUAUAUAUAUAUAUAUAUUAAUGACCUGCCUAAACUUUUGGCAGAUUAUUUUGCCUAUGGUUCACACGUUGCUGGCCAAAAGCUGCAGUUCUAUUCUGAAGGUGCAUUUUUAAUUUAUUACUUUAAUGUGCUUAGGCCAGUUUCAGUAUCUAAUAUAUACGGCUCUCUGGCUGAAGCUUUUUCUUAUUUAGAAAUCUGAUGCCUAUUUCAGACUUUAGGAAAAGUAUAAAUUGCUUUAAUAGGAAAGUCUGCUAACUUUUAAAAGCAGUGAGGAAUGUGCUUUUUAAAAUUAUGCUGUCCUGCACCUACUUGUGCAGCGUAUAGUAUCAUGCAGGAAUAUUAAAGCUGGUCAGGUAUGACAGUCACGCAACUCAGUGCUCUGCCAUGUGGCGUAUUUGCAGAUGCCGUCAGUAUAGGGUGGUGAGGGCUCUUAGUCUCGACUGGGUGAAUUUAGAUGUGUGUGUGUGUGUGUGUGUGUGUGUGUGUGUGUAAAAUUCAUCAUCAGCUCUAGUUGUUUCUUUCAUGGAUCGACUUCAGGAGAACUGUCUGUCAUUCUACCAUUGAUGUAAAGUCUUAAUGAAAUUUGCCCAGUGCAUAGCCACUAUUCAGAAGGGGCCCACCCACAGAGACAUUGGGUCUCCACUGUGUGUGAGGCUAGGUUUCACCUUACUUGGCUCUCUCAUAACAUGAGAGAUGUUUGGGCAAAUCAGCCUGGAUGACAGUUCAUCAUAGUUCAACUACAGUUGAUUUUCUAAAAGGAAUAACUGGGAGCAGCAGUAAAUUUCAAAAACCAUGUUCUGCUUAUUGGUUAUCGAACUGUUAAAGGACUUGCUGUGUCAGUGGUUUUACUUGUGAUGGAAUCUUGAUCACUUUAGUGGUUGAGGUGCUUCUGUUGUCCUAAACCACUUCUGAGGUUUUUAAAAAUCUAGGGCCGUGUUUCUGAUUACUGUCUUACCAGAAUACUGUGGUGCUCAGCCAGUCAUCAUGUCUUGCAGAAACCUCAUGUUAGGAAAACAGUUUUGUAGUCACCAAGCUCAUCUUAUUGGAGCUGAGUGGAGCUCUGCUGUGCUGUCGCCCCCCCCCCCCCAUCUCUCAAGUGGUUCUGUAUUUAGGUGGCUGUUUGUUCAGACAGGCACCCUUAAGUCACUAUAAACAUUUCUUCCCUGAGAGUUCUAAUUAAUAAACAAGGUUGUCUUCAAAAUCUUGUUCAUUUAUUUGGAUAUUUAGGGAAAUACCUAAUGGAUUUCACUACUUUUGCAAGCGGGGGGGGGAGGUGUGUGUAAUCUUCAGAAGCAGCUUAUUAGUUUCUUGAAAGCUAUAUGAUUAGAUUUAUUUAAAAACAUCAUGACCAUGAGACUUUAUUGUUCACUAGGAUUGCUGUAUAUUCCAGCGUGUGGAUGACAUAUUAGUCAGACAUCUGGUUUUGUUUUAGUGAGGCUUAGUCAUUUUCAAUUAUGAUCUAUAUUAAACCUUCCAAAAAGCACUUGAAAUGGCUUACAAUUGUAAAACACAUGUAAGACAGGGCAAUUAAAAUUAGUUUUUGGAAAAAUAAGAAAUAAGUAGGAGAAAGCACUAAAAGAUGGUAAAUUUAACUCCAUGUUGCUUCAUGGACAAAGUAAAAAUGAUUACUGCUAGGUCAUAUAUAAGUUUUCUCUCAAUAAGACUACUGAUGUCCACAAGUACAAAAAAUGUGCUUACGUUUCUGUAAAAACGUGCAGUCACAUUCUUCCAUCACGCAGUAAGUACACUUUGCUACUUCUGUGUUGAAUCUUUAAUUGAAAGAAGGUUGUUUAAGCACAGCUACUCAGCUCUGGUUUAUGGUGGUGCUGGGGAUUGACCCUGGAGCUGCCUCGUCUCAGACAGGAAAUUCCUUUUGCAUAACCAUUAUGCUAACCUCUCCUGCCCCCUACUUAGUUCUGAUAUUUUUUCACAAACUGUCAAAAACAUUAACCCUUGAAAGUCAAAAUGUAGACACUUCAGUGAAAAGACAGGAAGUUGAGUGAGAGGUGGGUCCGAAGUCUACUAUUUCUCUUAAGUUUAUGCAAGGGAAACUUACUCUUUCACAAUAAAUAGGGUUGUAAGAAUCAACUCAGUAGUAGAUUCACCAUUAUAUUGAGUUGCAAUUUCAAGUCUAAUGUUCUAGAUACGGUAUUCAAUUCCAGAUGAAUAUCACAUCAUUCUAAAUACAAAUUAAAUGCAGUUUGUCUCGCUCUUGAGUUUUAAGAAAAAGCACGAUUAUUUAAAGAUUUUUUUUUGGCCUUACCAGAGAAAGAAAAAGUACCACCUACAAGCAAGAACGAUGAUUUUCUUCAGGGAUUAAGAUAGUUUGAAGAACCUUUUUUUUCGCUCAGUACAUGUUAGUUUUUCUCUUCUCUGUAUUUGUUGUUUCUAACUGCACAGGGCGAUGAGAUGUGUGCUAGGACGGCCCCAUACCGGAGAAGAUGAGGCAUGGCCGCUGCUCAGGGAUUUCAUACUCGACUUUGGUUUGAUUAUAUAAUUGAAAUGCAAAGCAGAGCCACAGUAUCAUUUGGGUUGCAAUGAUAGUCGUUUUAUAUGUUGAAGUCUUUUCUUUCUCAGCUUUGUGGAAUUAAGACUUUCCAUUUUUCUUAAACAGAUAACUAAGAAAUUCAUUAUUAAAUGAGCCAAACGUCACUGUGGUUGAGGUGCUUCUGUUGUCAAAGGUUUAAUUGAAGUUUCCUGACAUCUUCCAGGUGCUCGUUUUCACAGAGAUGUAAAGAUGGCAUGUUUUUCCUAACGGUUUACAAAAAAAAAAAUUGUAAUAACAAUGUAACUUAUUAUUAUUUUGCCUCCAGGGUUAUCCACUGCUCCUGGAGGUCAUUUUUUCAAUUUCUUUUUUCUGUUUUUGGAUAGGACAGAGAGAAAUUGAGAGGGGAGGACAAGGUAGAGAUCGAGAGAGAAAGACAGACACCUGCAGACCUGCUUCACCACUUGUGAAGCGACCCCCCUGAAGGUGGGGAGCCGGGGACUCGAACUGGGAUCCUUAACACUUUGUACUUUGUGUGCUUAACCCGCUGAGCCACCGCCCAUCCCCUAGCACAAAGUUUUUACUGAAGGGUAGUUUUUGCUAGAGCCCUAGACUUAAAACUAUUGUCACUAGAGUGGAAAAGUAUUCUUAGCAUCAAAAAGGAUAUAAAAAAUGGUCUACUUCAAAUGAGGAGGCCAAUGAUUACAGAUGAGAAUUACCAUCGUUAAAUAGUGAUAGAAAGAACAAAUGUGUGUUUAUAAAUAGGAACGCUAUAGUGAAGGAAUAUUCAUUGCAAAACAACCUUGGUUUCUUUUGAAAAUGUAGGAAAAUAAGGUGUUUUUUUUUUUUUUUAAAUCACUUAUUUGAAAUUCUACUGUAAAAACAUUGCACCUUUUAGCUCCUUGGAGAAGGGUGUGUUUUGAUAGAAGAUUGUCAUAUAAGUAGUGGGUUCUGUGAUCAAGUAAGUUUGAGAAAUGCUGAGUUAGUCAAGCUGCUGUAGGCAUUUGAGAAGUAUUGCUAUACUACUGUGUGGCCUCAGUGCUCAAGAGCUCAGUGCACUGUAUACACCACUUUCCUAAUGUGAAUAUGGCUUAUAGGAAGGGAUCUUGGAAUAUUUACGUUCUGAGAAAUAGUAGGUUGUUGGAAAAAGUCGUGACUUUUUUUUUUUUUUUGUAGGCAAAAACAUGUCACGACUUUUCUGACAAGCCACCGCAUCUAGGGAAAUGCUGUCCUAAAGUGUUUGUGUUCAUUGCCGUGGUUUCCUGUCUGUGGGCGCCCAUCUAGCAAGCGCAGGCACUUACAGGAUGGGAAGGGGGAGCCGGGUGGUGGCACACCUGGCCGACUGCACACAUCACAAUGCGCAAAGACCCAGUUCGAACCCCCAGUUCCCACCUGCAGGGGAAACUUUGCGAGUGGUGAAGUAGGGCUGCAGGUGUCUCUCUGUCUUUCUCUCCGUCUCUGUCUUUCUCUCCUUCCCUCUUGAUUUCUGGUUGUCUCUAGUCAAUAAAUAAUGAUUUUAAAAAGUUAAAAAAAUAAAGAAGUGGAAUGGAAAAGGCAGGUCGGGACUCUGUAUCCUGGGGAGGUGAGAGGGGUGGCUGAGGGUUUCUAGGUUGGCAUUUAGGUAGCACACGAGGAUCCUGGACAGACGAGCCCCUUCCCCUUGGAUCACGGUUGGCCUGAGUCAGUCAGCUGUGUGGGGGUGUGAGCUGGUUGUUGCGUAGAACUAACUAGUCCUUGGGCAUCCCUGAG